CUCACCUUCCCAGCCGGCAACACCCGGCGUGACCGCCAUGCGCGCCUCCACCCGCUUGCUCCGCCGCCUCUCCUCAUCUUCCUCCCCCCGCUCGCUCCGGCGCCUCCCCUUCCACCCAUCACCCCCGCCACCCUCACACCCACCACCUGUGCCGCCCCUGCGAACCCUAACCCGAGCCCUCCUCCCCCACCUCGCCGGCGCCCGCUUCUCCACCGUGCCAUGCUCCUCCAUCCCCUCCCUUCGCCUAGGCGAAUGCGGCGCGUUGGGCACCCCGGCGAUACCUGUGGCCGAGGAAUCCGAGGGCGAGGGGGAGGCGGAGGCUGUGGCGGCGCGGCAUGACACGGACGCGUACGCGGCGGUGGAGCUGGCGCUGGACUCGGUGGUGAAGGUGUUCACGGUGUCCAGCGGCCCCAACUACUUCCUGCCAUGGCAGAACAAGGCGCAGCGCGAGAGCAUGGGCUCCGGCUUUGUAAUUUCUGGAAGGAGGAUCAUCACAAAUGCUCAUGUGGUAGCUGAUCAUACUUUUGUUCUUGUGAGGAAGCAUGGAUCACCUACAAAGUACAAGGCGGAAGUUCAGGCUGUUGGACAUGAGUGUGACUUGGCUCUUUUGACAGUCGAGAGUGAGGAGUUUUGGGAGGGGAUGAACAGCUUGGAUCUUGGAGACAUUCCUUUUUUGCAGGAAGCAGUCGCUGUGGUUGGGUACCCUCAAGGUGGAGACAAUAUCUCUGUCACCAAGGGGGUUGUCUCUAGAGUUGAACCAACACAAUAUGCUCACGGUGCUACUCAGCUGAUGGCUAUACAAAUAGACGCAGCUAUUAAUCCUGGCAAUAGUGGAGGGCCUGCCAUCAUGGGUGAUAAAGUAGCUGGAGUUGCUUUUCAAAAUCUGUCAGGAGCUGAAAACAUUGGGUAUAUUAUACCCGUGCCCAUCAUUAAGCGUUUUAUUUCUGGAGUGGAAGAGAGUGGUAAAUAUUCUGGGUUUUGUACUCUUGGAAUAUCUUGCCAGGCCACGGAAAAUAUCCAAAUAAGGGACUGCUUUGGUAUGCGGCCUGAAAUGACUGGAGUGUUAGUGAGUAGAAUAAAUCCUCUAUCUGACGCUUACAAAAUUUUAAGAAAAGAUGACAUCCUUCUUGAGUUUGAUGGUGUACCUGUAGCGAAUGAUGGGACAGUUCCAUUUCGGAAUAGAGAGAGAAUAACCUUUGAUCAUCUGGUGUCCAUGAAGAAGCCUGAAGAAAUAGCAGUUCUCAAAGUACUGAGAGAUGGCAAAGAACAUGAAUUGACUGUCACGCUUAGACCUCUGCAACCUUUAGUCCCUGUACAUCAAUUUGAUAAACUACCCAGCUACUACAUCUUUGCUGGUUUUGUUUUCAUCCCGCUGACCCAGCCUUAUCUCCAUGAAUUUGGAGAUGACUGGUACAACACUUCACCACGUCGACUGUGUGAACGGGCACUGCGAGAGCUUCCAAAGAAGGCUGGUCAACAGUUAGUUAUCCUUUCUCAGGUUCUCAUGGAUGAUAUUAAUGUUGGUUAUGAGAGGCUGGCUGAACUGCAGGUAAAGAAGGUGAACGGUGUCGAGAUUGAGAACUUGAAGCAUUUGUGCGGUCUUGUGGAAGGCUGCACUGACGAAAACUUGAGAUUUGAUUUGGAUGAUGAGCGGGUGAUCGUUCUAAAAUUCCAGAAUGCAAGGCUUGCUACGUCCCGGAUCCUCAAGCGGCACCGGAUACCAUCAGCCAUGUCGAAUGACCUUGUUGAUGAACAAGUGACCAAUGAUGAGACUGAUGCGCCAUGCCCUAACUGACACAUAUUUUGAAUCCCAUAGCUACUCAGUUUCCUGUGGAAGAACAUAUGUUAGUUGUUUCCCAGAGACAUAUGGGACAAGCCAAGGACUGCCCAAAGUUUUCCACUGAUUGUGCCGUUGUGCGGGCUCCUGUCUGCCUCAGGCCCUCAGUUUUGAUGGGAGGGAGAGGGGGUGUCUUCAGCAAGACAGCAAAUAAGAACCCAAGUUCUUCAGGCUGAGUUGUAACACUACCAUUCUUUGCGCACCCCCUUAUUUAUCAAUUCUUUGUUACCAUAACCCCAUAAGAGUUGUCACGUAGGGAACAUGAGUUUGAGUACACUUUCUGUUGAAAUUCUUUAAACACUGGAGACGAAUACGAAUGUCUUGGAGAAAUGACAUUCCAAUAUUUUCUACA
This is a messenger RNA of Brachypodium distachyon (stiff brome), 2189 nucleotides long. Its product is annotated as protease Do-like 10, mitochondrial. Gene Ontology annotation, molecular function: serine-type endopeptidase activity; protein binding. The transcript has 8 exons. The record is from RefSeq and is a predicted model, not a curated record. Bases 38 to 1795 code for a protein of 585 amino acids. Lineage: Eukaryota; Viridiplantae; Streptophyta; Magnoliopsida; Poales; Poaceae. Gene Ontology annotation, biological process: proteolysis.